Molecule: messenger RNA, 2450 nt
Organism: Cephus cinctus (wheat stem sawfly)
Lineage: Eukaryota; Metazoa; Arthropoda; Insecta; Hymenoptera; Cephidae
Gene: Polr3C
Product: DNA-directed RNA polymerase III subunit RPC3
Exons: 10
Coding region: 940-2439 (499 amino acids)
Biological process (GO): DNA-templated transcription
Cellular component (GO): RNA polymerase III complex
Molecular function (GO): single-stranded DNA binding
Source: RefSeq, a predicted model, not a curated record
UGGUCCCAACAUGUUGAAACAGAGAUAUAUCUCUUUCUCAUUUCGUAACGUCCAGUCCCCCUCACUGCGCAAGUGCACAAUUUUACUGACCUAACAAAACCUAACCAAUCUAACGCGAAACGUGAGUUAUACGAAGACCAAUGAAGACUGGAGAAAUUCGAUUGGAGGCAACCGUUGUUAUGAUGUAGUGCGCGCGUACGCAGUGAGAAGAAUUGUACGUUACGAACGAAGAGAAAGACUUAUCUCUGUCUUAACAUGUUGGAGCUACUUUCCACUCAUUGCUAGAGUAGGCUAUUCCCCUUCCAGGAUUCUGUGCAGUACCGAAAAAGGUAACAGAAUGAAACACAUAACUUCCCUUCUGGACUUGCUUUCAAGCAGGCCGACAUUUGGGAGUUAAAAAUCAAUUGCUGAUUAACAGUAGCUUUAGAACCACUCAAUUUUAGUUGAGUUGUAUAGUUAGGUAGUUAUUCAUUCCUCAUAUAAAACACUGAACUAUACUCAAUAUGGAAUACGCCCAUAGUUAGUAAAAGUGCGAGCCGAGAGAGAUAGCCCUGGAACUUGGAGAUAGCAUUCUUAUAGUGGGAUCCAUCUUUUUUUCUAAGCGUUUUAGCCAAUGAGGUUCCUAGACUUGGCGUCUCGUUUCCAUAGAUACCGUACCAGACAGGAGCGUACAUACCACCUUACAACCUAUCAUCUCUGAAAUGCACCGGUGCCCUUUUGUAGAUGCUUUCUUGUUACAACUUGCAAUGAACACGUGGAUAGUGAGGUUCAACAAUAUUUGUGAGGUUUGAUAUAUCCACAAAAAUGGUGAAAUCGUGUUAUAUUAAAUCGUGUAAGCAAGAGUGGCGGCCUAACAGCACCAUUUCAUUUCACAGAUAAAAGGAUUAUCAAAUGAUUUUUUCAUUGAAAAUUCUGUAAAUUGACAGUCAUAAAAUUAUAAUGUCACUUUUUUGUGAGAAAUUGUGCUCUGUAUUAUUAUUGGAGCACUUUGGACCUAUAGUUCAAUCAGUUGGAGAUGACUUAUUUAAACAUGGUGCAAAGUCUCUAGGAUUUAUUCGAGCUACAACAGGAUUACCUUUGCCAAAGGUCAAAGAAGCAUUAUGUGUUCUUUUGCAAUAUGGCUUUGCUAUACAUCGGCAGACUGAGAAAGGAAUACAAUAUCACUUCCUUCCUGAUAAGGUUAUAACCAUCUUACGAUACCCAAGGUAUAUGUUUUUUGCUAAAAAAUUUUGUGGGGAUGAAGCAGAAAUGAUGUUAGAAGAAGUAUUGAAAAGAGGAUAUGAAACCGCAUCUCAAAUUAUAAUCAAAACGUUUCAUAGAUUGGAACAGCAUCGUUCCGAACAUCAGUCAUCUCUUUCCAUGCUGAAGGACAAAUUUGAGUUAUUAGUGAAGAAUCAAUUUUUGACACGCAGUAUAUGUACAGAAACCAUGGAUGAAGGUCCUGCUGAGAAAAUCGAAUGCAAUGUGCCAGAUUUAAAUAUGCAGGCUAUGGCUCAAAUAAUGCAAGGUAACACUGAUGAUCCUGGUGAUAAUAAAAUAUAUUGGAGAGUUAAUCUUGAUAGAUUCGAACAAGACCUUAGAGAUCAAAUCAUGGUAUCUGCAAUAACCAAAAGAGUGGAUGAAAAUGCUGGAGAAUUAAUGAGGCAAUUACUGUUUCUAAUGUACUUACGUACAGCAUCAUGGGCUGACACCUCAAAUCCUAUACCAUACAGUGAAAUAAAAGAAGCUGUACGAAAAAUAAAUUAUCCGUUACUCGUUCAAUAUCUAGAUCAAUAUUUGAGGCUUCUCGAGGAAGAUUCUAGUCAAUUUUUAAAACGCGUGGGCGAUUCAGGAGGCGGCCAAUUUAGUAUCAACACGAAGGAAGCUUUCAGUCAACUGGCUUGGACGACCGUAGAAAAUAUUGUAAUGGAGAGGUUUGGCUCUAAAGCUGCCAGAAUAUUUAGGUUGGUCCGUUCCCGGAAAUACGUAGAACAAGAACAAAUUCAACAGUUAGCGAUGAUCCCGGCGAAAGAAGCAAAGCAUUUAACUUACACUUUAUUACAAGAAAAUUAUUUACAGAUGCAAGAAUUAAAGAAAGCAGGAGCCUCCGCUGCUCCGACAAAGACAUUUUUCUUAUUUUACAUUGAUUUAAAUCAGGUUGUACGUAUGGAAAUAGAACACUGCUACCACGCACUUUACAAUACGAUACAACGACGAGAACAGGAAUCCGCGAGUAACAAGAGAAUGAUAGAUAAACAAUUAAGAAUACAAACGUUGACGAGUAAUUUAAAGGAACACGGUGCUACGGAAGAGCAACUAGCCGAGAUCGUUGAAAUGAUGACACCGUCAGAAAAAUUGCAGCUUGAGAAAGUACAAAAUACAAUAAAGAAACUAGGAGGUAGUGAAUUGCAAAUAGACGAAACCUUAUUUUUAUUAACCAUGUAUUUGCAUUAUCAUUAAAUAAAAUUCAC